CCAAACCCAUCCCUACCCGAGAAGCCCCUCGCCUCCGGCCGCCUCCCGCAAUGGCGACUCGCCGCCGCUCCUUCCCGCUCGUCCCGCUCCUCCUCUUCCUCCUGGCCGCCGCCGCGUACGGACGCCUCAUCUCCGACGGCUCGCCGGCCUCGGCGUCCGCCACCUCCCUCCUCUCCAACCCCGUGUCAGCCGUGAUACGCCUCACCACCUCCAACUCCGCCUCCGCCUCCUCGCCGCCGGCCGCCGCCCCGGAGGAGAAGUGCGAGCAGUCGUACGGGUUCCUCCCCUGCACCACCACCGUGCUCGGGAACCUGUUCCUGGUGCUCGCGUAUGGGUUCCUCAUGUACAAGGCGGCCACCUUCCUGUCGGCCGGCAGUGAGCUGCUGCUCGAGAUCAUGGGGCCCGGCCUCGUCGGCGGCCUCCUCCUCCCCAUCCUCGGCGCCCUCCCCGACGCGCUCCUCGUCCUCGUGUCUGGUCUGUCCGGGAGUAGAGAGACCGCACAAAGUCAGGUCCUGAUUGGAAUGGGGUUGCUUGCUGGUUCGACCGUCUUUCUUCUCACCCUUCUGUGGGGAACCUGUGUUGUUGUUGGCAAGUGUGACAUUGGUCCAAAUGGCGUUGCAGUUGAUUUACAGAACAACAAGGGCUUCAGCUUGACUGGCACUGGUAUUUCAACUGAUGUCCAAACCAGCUAUGCAGCUCGGAUCAUGGGGAUUUCUGUUAUUCCCUUUAUCAUUGCUCAAUUCCCCAAAAUGUUGAAGACCCACCACGGACAGCGCCUAGCUGUCUUGCUGGCACUUAUCGUAUCAUUCUCGCUUGUGCUUGCCUAUUGCCUUUAUCAGGUUUUCCAGCCAUGGAUUCAGAAGAGGAAGCUUGCAUACGCAAAACACAAGCAUGUGAUCUCCGGAAUCCUCAGGCAUGCCCAAAUGGAAGCGCUCGGGCGGCUGCUUAAUGAGGAUGGCACACCCAAUGAAGAUGUCAUAAAAAAGUUGUUCCACAAGAUUGACAUGGAUGAGAGCCAAACCCUGUCCCGUGCUGAGCUUCAUGCACUUAUCAUUGGUAUCAACUUUGAGGAGGUUGACUUUGACAAGAAUGACGCUGUUGACAAGAUCAUGGAUGACUUUGACACGUCAGGCAAUGAUAUCGUCGAGGAGGCAGAGUUUGUCUCGGGGAUGAAGAGAUGGCUUAAUGAGGCCAAGCGCAGCGUCCCUACCAGUGGUGCCUAUUCCAAUAAGUUCAUCACUGAUUACCAUGCGAGAACAAGGCAGGAACACGACCUUCUGGUGGACAGAUCUGACGAGACAGUUGAGAGCGUUGAGAACCCUGGCUGGUGCAUCACCAAAGCCGUGGGACUCCUGCUUCUCGGCAGUGCCAUUGCUGCUGCAUUCGCAGACCCGCUUGUUGAUGCUGUCCACAACUUCUCCAACGCCUCGCACAUCCCAUCCUUCUUCAUUUCGUUCAUCGCCCUCCCGCUGGCGACCAACUCCAGCGAGGCUGUGUCUGCCAUCAUCUUCGCUAGCAGGAAGAAGCUACGGACCAGUUCCCUUACUUUCUCUGAGGUAUAUGGUGGUGUGACCAUGAACAACACGCUGUGCUUGGGCGUGUUCUUGGCGCUCAUCUACAUCAGGAACCUGACAUGGGACUUCUCAUCGGAGGUGCUCAUCAUACUGCUCGUCUGUGUCAUCAUGGGACUCUUCACAAGCUUCAGAACCACAUUCCCGCUCUGGACCUGUCUGGUGGCGUACAUGCUUUACCCGCUUUCGCUCGUUGUCGUCUACAUCCUCGACUUCGUCUUUGGCUGGUCAUAAGCAAAUGCUUCUGAACUUCUGCUUCAUAAGCUAAUGCAUCUGAACUCCUGCUUUUGACGGUUACUUUUUCUUCGGUUUGAUCUUGUAAAUUUAUCUCCCUGUAAUUUAUCUGUCUGCACUUCACGCUGUGCAUUGUAACUUGUGCCUAUCCUAAGGUUCCCAUUUGUUCUAGUUUAUCCUGAUCUUGAACAGAGAUGAGCAUAAUAUAUAAAUUGAGAGUUGCCUGAAAGUAACCAAGCAAGCUUAUUUCUGGAA
Molecule: messenger RNA, 2060 nt
Organism: Oryza sativa Japonica Group (Japanese rice)
Lineage: Eukaryota; Viridiplantae; Streptophyta; Magnoliopsida; Poales; Poaceae
Source: RefSeq, a predicted model, not a curated record